This is a messenger RNA of Plectropomus leopardus (leopard coralgrouper), 595 nucleotides long. Lineage: Eukaryota; Metazoa; Chordata; Actinopteri; Perciformes; Serranidae. The record is from RefSeq and is a predicted model, not a curated record.
UGAGUAAAUGUUUUUAUCUGAAACAGGAUCACCUUCCUGUGACGGCUGACCAGAACCAAGAUGGCGGGAGUCGUCGCCAAGCGCGAGGGACCUCAGUUCAUCAGUGAAGUCGCCGUGAGGGGGAACGCCGCCGUGCUGGACUACUGCCGCACCUCCGUGUCCGCUCUGUCCGGAGCGACGGCGGGCAUCCUCGGGCUGACCGGACUGUACGGCUUCAUUUUUUAUUUCCUGUCCUCUUUCCUCCUCUCUCUGCUGCUCAUCCUUAAAGCCGGGCGACGGUGGAACAAAUGCUUCAAAUCGCGGCGGCUGCUCUUCACCGGCGGCCUCGUCGGAGGUCUUUUCACUUACGUCCUGUUCUGGACCUUUCUGUACGGGAUGGUGCACGUGUACUAAAAACGAUCCAAACCUGAAUUAAACCCAUUUAAUGCUGCGUAACCCAUAAUAACGUCUGCCCUGCUGUUUGUAGAUGAGCCGUUCGUUAAAGACUUUCUCUAAUAUAAACUGAUAAUCAAGUGACUGUUAACCCUUUAACUCCCGCUCUGUGCUCCCCAGGAUCACAGCCUCAGUCGUGAUGUUGUAGGUUUUAGUGUAACGG